Messenger RNA from Arabidopsis lyrata subsp. lyrata, 1437 nucleotides. RefSeq names its product probable pectinesterase 30. NCBI's taxonomy places the organism in Eukaryota, Viridiplantae, Streptophyta, Magnoliopsida, Brassicales, Brassicaceae. Bases 778 to 1437 code for a protein of 219 amino acids. The record is from RefSeq and is a predicted model, not a curated record. Gene Ontology annotation, biological process: cell wall modification. Gene Ontology annotation, molecular function: pectinesterase activity; pectinesterase inhibitor activity. The transcript has a single exon.
ACUAAAGAAAGAAGAAAAAAAAAACCUUCAACAAUGUUGGUUUAUAUGAAGCUUUCCAUUUUUCUUAUUGUCAUGCUAACGUUCUCACAAUCCUACUCCGAUCUAGUCCGCUUUGAAGAUGACAACAUCAAUGAGCUCAUAACAAUGAUGAUCCGAGUUUGCAAAGGAUAUGAUGACAAACCGUCAUGUCAAAACCUCUUGUUGAAGCUCAAGACGGUAUCUUCGUCACUUUUGGAGAUGAGACGUCGUGACUUAUUGAUCUUCGUCUUGAAAAACUCCGUGUGGAGGGUCGACAUGGUUAUGAUUGGUGUGAGGAAAGACACAAAACUACUUGAGGAGAUGGAGAUGGAGAGUGAUAUGCUUGGUGUGAGGGAGGACACAAAUCGAUUUGAGGAGAUGAAUAGAUGAUGAAGUCGGCAAAAGAUAGGAUGAUCCGUUCAGUAGAGGAACUCUUGGGAGGAGGAAGCCCUAAUCUUGGAUCUUACGAAAACGUCCACACUUGGCUCAGUGGUGUUCUUACUAGCUACAUCACAUGUAUCGACGGAAUUGGUGAAGGUGUCUAUAAACGUCGGGUCAACCCAGAGCUUGAGGAACUCAUUUCUAGAGCAAGAGUAAAAAAACAUUCUAUACCGCAACUAUUGGUAAGAAUUUGUGUUCUCUUCAUGAAUAGUUUAUAGUUUCUUUUCUUUAUACCAAGCUACUACAUUCUUAACGACCACAAUUAUACUAAACAUACAAUUGCAGCUUCUAAUUGGUAAAGGAUUUAUCGGAAUAUACAUGUGCUUUCGGAACACGGCCGGACCGGCGAAGGGACCAGCUGUUGCCCUUCGUGUGAGUGGUGAUAUGUCCGUUAUUCACCGAUGUCGUAUCGAGGGAUAUCAAGAUGUGUUGUAUCCUCACAGAGAUCGCCAGUUUUACAGGGAGUGUUUUAUUACUGGCACUGUUGAUUUUAUUUGUAGAUUCGCGGCGGCAGUCUUCCAAUUGUGUAGAAUCGAAGCAAGAAAACCUGUGAGGGGGCAGGGAAACGUGAUAACCGCUCAGUCCCGCUCAAUUUUGUACCAAAAGUCAGGCUUCUCGAUCCAAAAGUGCAACAUCACUGCAAGCUCUGACCUCUAUCCUCUUAAAGCAACCAUGAAAACUUUUUUUGGUCGUCCAUGGAAGAAGUUUUCAACAGUUGCGAUUCUACAAUCUUUCAUCGACGAAUUAGUUGAUCCUGCAGGCUGGACUCCCUGGGAAGGAGAAACUGGUCUAUCAACUCUCUACUACGGAGAAUAUCAAAACAAUGGUCCAGGAGCUGUGACUAGCAAGAGGGUCAACUGGACAGGGUUUAGAGUUAUUAGUGAUCCUAAAGAGGCGGCAAAAUUCACUAUUGAUGAGCUUUUACAUGGCGAAUCGUGGCUGAAGGAUAGUGGAGUUCCCUACGAAGGAGGCCUCUAA